Molecule: messenger RNA, 1197 nt
Organism: Colletotrichum spaethianum
Lineage: Eukaryota; Fungi; Ascomycota; Sordariomycetes; Glomerellales; Glomerellaceae
Product: U1 small nuclear ribonucleoprotein C
Exons: 4
Coding region: 1-1197 (398 amino acids)
Biological process (GO): mRNA splicing, via spliceosome
Cellular component (GO): U2-type prespliceosome; precatalytic spliceosome; U1 snRNP
Molecular function (GO): mRNA binding; U1 snRNA binding
Source: RefSeq, a predicted model, not a curated record
AUGACGGACAAGCUCCCUCCUAACUUGCUGGCGCUCUUCGCGCCGCGCCCUCCGCUGCGAUGGGUUGCGCCUCCCGACCAUGCGCCCGAAUCCCGACGAACCCUGCCUGUUUCUGGCGUCGCCGAGUUCCUUCCCGCGCUCCAACAUUACAAAGAAACGGACGAAUACAAGCCGACGGAGAGCUGGCUGCAGAUGCGCGACCGCAAGAAGCUUGAGAAACAGGCUGCCGUUGAGAGGCUGAAGACUGAGGGGCCGAAGAACUUCAAGCCACACGAAGAUCCGAACAUCCGUGGCGACGCUUUCAAGACAUUGAUCGUGGCGCGGCUCUCGUACGAGGCCAACGAGCAGGAUCUCGAGAGGGAGUUUGGUCGAUUCGGCCCCAUUGAGCGUCCCAGAAAGAAGAAGAAGCCCCACCGUGGCUAUGCCUUCGUCGUAUUUGAACGAGAGAAAGACAUGAGAGCUGCUCUAGAUGCCUGCGAUGGUAUUCGAAUCAAGGACCGACGUAUCAAGGUAGACGUCGAGCGAGGCCGCACCGUCAAGGGUUGGGUGCCCCGCAGAUUUGGCGGUGGUCUUGGUGGCAGAGGUUACACCAAGGCUCUCCCCGCCCGGCCAAUGGGCGGCGGGCCUGGCGGCAACUUUGGCGGCGGCUUCCGAGGAGGUUUCCGUGGCGGCUUCGAGGGAGGACGUGGCCGCGGAGGUUUCAGGGGAGGCUUCGGUGGCCGUGGAGGUUUCCGUGGUGGCGGCGACUUUGGUUCCCGGGGCGGUGACCGCGGCCCUAACGGAUAUGGCGCACCCAGAGAUGCCCCAUCAGGACCUGGUCGCGGCUUCGGAAGCGACCGUGGCGACCGUGGCGAUCGCAGCUUCUCGGGCAGUGGGUAUGACCGUGGUGGUGGCCGCUCAUUUGACGACAGAUCUGGCGGCGGCGGUGGCGGCGGCGGCGGCGGCUACCGUGAUGGAGGCCGCUUCGGCGACCGCGGCGAUCGGGACCGCGACGGUGGCCGAAGAACUGGAAGCAACAUGGAACCGAUCAGACCCAGAGGAGAAGGUGGGUAUCGCGGUGACCGAGGCGACAGAGAGGACCGGGAUCGUGGACGCGACAGAGACAGGGACUACGACCGACCCCGCGACGAUGAUAGUAGGAAACGUGGCUACGAAGGCGGCGGCUACGAGGACCCCAGGAAGUUGCGUCGUUACUGA